AUGGAGGUGGGCGAGCUGCAGAAGUGCGCCUUCAAGGCGAUGUUCCCGGCCGCCAUUGCCGACUUCCGGCCUUUCCGCUCGUCGCAGGUGUGCCAGGAGCCGGUCGUCGUGCUGUCGGUGGAGAGAUACCCGCGGGAUCCAGGAAGCGGGGGCGGCCUGUGGGAGGCGCCGGGUGGAGGCGACCUCUACGACCUGAGCCUGUCGGAGGGCCACUGUCGCCUCCGGGCCGUGCUGCAGCCGUCUCUCAACUGGAUGGUCCGCCGCAACCUGCUGAGCAGCGGCUGCGAGUUGAGCGAGGUCCGCCUCGGCCUGCAGUACGACGAAAGGCGCCUGGGAGUUGGCGUGCAGGUCUUCGUGCUGCUGGAGGCCCAGGUGGUUUCCACGGGAGGCUGCGGGGCGACCCCUGCCGUCCGGAGGCUGAAACCGCAGAAGCUGUAUGUGUUCAACGAGGGCACCGAGCUCCCAUUUGGCCCAGAACUGCCCAUCAAAGCCAAGAGGCGCUACUACCUACCUCUGUGGGAUACUGUCGAUUACAAUGGGGAGGCUUGGCACCGACACCCGCCUGGACAACCCAUCCAGCAAUUUGAAGGAUCUUGUAGCAUUGAUGUAAGACUGCUUGAGGGUUACACCCAACAGAAGAAAAAGGAUCUUCCACCAGUGAUUGUUCGUAUCCUCCGCAAGUUCAGACUUUAUCAUUUCGGACGGCCUGACAAAUAUUCAGAAUGCCCGUUCCAGGCCAAAUUCCUAGUAGCUGAUAAAUCGGGCUCAGCGACACUUGUGCUGUGGAAUUCCCUGUGUAUGGAUUGGUACAGACAUCUAGAACCAGGGAUGGUAGUGCGCCUGCACAAUUAUGUUGUGAAGAAAAGUUACACCACACGUAUGGGGCACCACCCUGAAGUUUCAAAUGAGCCAGCCCUAGAGCUAAAUUUAAACCCAAGGAAUCCAGCGGCUGAAAUUACCGUGAUCAAUGCCAAGAAUGUUAGAGAAGAAUGGCACUUACCAGAGCUGCAGUAUUGUUUUGCCACCAGGAAGGAAGUAUCAGGGCUUUGCGCUGGAGAUUUGUGCAGCAUCGUCGGCUUUGUUACUUUUGUUGGUAGACAGGAGCGCAUCCGAAACAAAGAGCGACCUGACGAAUUCCUGGUUUAUCGCUGGCUGCACCUGCUUGAUGGAACAGCCUCAGAACCUUUUGUCCUUAAGCUUUUCUCAACCUCUCAGCCUGAGAUUCAGAGUCAGAUAUCCCCAUGCAGCCUGGCAGACAAUACUGUGACCUUGCUUGUGUGUACGAAUGUUAGGCUGGAAUGCAAAAUGAUCGAUCCCAGCGGACAGACAGCAUUUCCUUACCUGCAAAGCACCGAGUACAGCCAAGUAUAUGUCAAUGGUCAUCAUCAUGGGAAAUUAUACGUGAAAAACCCAAAGGUAAAGGAGUUUAUUAAUUGGAUACAAUCUGCCAAGGAUCAAGAAAGGGACACAUUAAGCCACACUCAGAUUGGUGGAUGUUACACCUAUCCUCCCCUUCCUCCAAGCGAGCGGGAUUAUCGACGUGAAAUACUUGGUAUGUCUCCCUUGACUACGAUGUCUGAAUUGAAGCAGUACCUGAAUCAGCUGGAGUAUCGAGAGUAUAGGCAGGUCACUGUACAGGGACGAAUCAAAUCUGUAAAAUACCAGUUACUGGGCAGAAUGGAUGAAGAGUUUACUGAAGUCUAUAAUGCUGUUGGAGGAACUGAGGAGUGUGAAGAAUUACUUGAUGCUGACCAGCCAUUUCGGGGCACAAGAGGAAACAAAAGUCCUGUAAUCCCUGUCAUGAGUGGACCUCCUCCAAAAAAACAAGCGGGCUUGUCAAAGAAAAGAAAAAGAAAAGGCGCAUUCUGCGAGAGAAAAUGCACACCAGUGAGACUCGGUAAGGAUACAGAAUCAACUGGGGAGGAAGAGAAUCCAACUCACCAUCUACGAAAACAUGAGAAGGACAUGAACCGUGAUGCAAGUCCUGGGAAAGCUCUAAACUUCAUAAAAGCAUGUGAGGAGUUCUGCACAGACUCUGAUGAUAUGGAGGAGACGCCAAGUGCAAUGAGCUUAGCCCAUCCCAUCUUCUCUUGGACUGCCUGCCCGUCACAGCAGGAGCACAUCGCCCAUCGCGGAGACAUUUCCCAAAUGGUGGCUCGUCGCUUCCACUUCAGAGACAAGUCCUUGCUCCUCAAAACCUUUGGUCUCCAGCCCUCUAAUUUUUCUGGAAUCCCAGCAGGUCAGAUUGAGGAUCUGGAACACUGUGAACCAGCGUGUUGCUGCGGAUACUACACUGUGACCAUUUUAGGACUGAAUGAAGAGCUGUCUUUAGAUGCCAUCUUUCUCCCUAUCAUUUCCAGGUUGGAUCACAGAGCGAUGUAUCCUGCCAAGCACAGCAACACCCUGAUCUCCAUUCUGGCUCACGGAGGGCCAGCAUCCAGCCAGACCUGCCAUACUGGCACAGACAGUGCAGAGAGCUCUACACCUUCCCCUGGUGACAUUCUCAGAUCUGCAGUUGGUUUGGAGGAAAUGCUGUUCAUCUUUAUCCUCGAUAUCUGCAAUCAAGGAGGCACGAAUGUUGAAGUUGUUCUCAAUCGUGCCUAUGUCCAGCACAGAGCUCUCUGAACCACUCAAGCAUUUUUGUUUCUUUUUAUCCCCCAACAAUAUUUGCUUGGACUGGAUUGAAUGCAGUUCUCAGUCACAUUGGAAUUUUAAUUUUGUUUUGUUUUUUUCUGUACUUAUAAAAAGAAAAAAAAUCUGUUCCUAUGGAACUGUAUCAAUCUUUGUCAUCUCUUCCCAUUACUACUACUGAAGUCUAAUUGGUGAACAAAGACCCUUCUCUCAACUGCCCUCCCCCACCCCAAAACAUAUACACAGGAGUGUUUGAUGGCAACAGUGUGGAGAGAACCUUAUCUAAUGUGUCCUGUAUCUGCCUCUCACUGACUAAGAGGUGUUCAUUCACCAGCAGUUAAGCAAUGGAAAAAAUUGAUUAAAGGUUUUUCAUUCCUCUGCCCAUGAAUUGCUAUAUGAAGAGACUGUGUAUUGACAUUUUGACUAAAGGCUAAGGUUUCAUUCCUGUCAAGUUCCGAGUUGACCGAUCUGAACAACUGACCCAGGUAAGGUCUGGCAUCAUAGGAAAGAUGGUGGGGAGAGAAAUCAAGAGGAGGAGGAAAAAGAAAUCUGUUAAGCAAUUUAUUUAUCAUUGACAUGCUGGGAAUUCUCUUAGCAAAUAUGGGUUUGGUUUGUAUGUAUUUAAAGAACAGGUUAAAACAACUCAAAA
Rhincodon typus (whale shark) is the source of this 3280-nucleotide messenger RNA. RefSeq names its product RPA-related protein RADX-like. The transcript is spliced from 15 exons. Gene Ontology annotation, cellular component: replication fork. NCBI's taxonomy places the organism in Eukaryota, Metazoa, Chordata, Chondrichthyes, Orectolobiformes, Rhincodontidae. Gene Ontology annotation, biological process: regulation of DNA repair. Gene Ontology annotation, molecular function: single-stranded DNA binding. The record is from RefSeq and is a predicted model, not a curated record. Bases 1 to 2625 code for a protein of 874 amino acids.